GAGAGAUCUAUGAGUCUGGCAAUUGAUUGACUCCGGAUGAUGUAGAUGGCGGAACGCUUGCGCUCGCAGCCUGCGGCGACUUGCUCUUGUUUACUUAUCAUCAUCGUCCCAAAUAUCAGAGUCCAUCUGGUGCCUUGGCAGUUAUAGGCAACAGCUUUCUCAAGUCUCCAUUCCUCUCCAUUUAACAUGGUCUGGUCCGGAAGCAUGUCCCAUCCCAACCUCUGCUGUGCAAGGUUUCGACUCCUGCUCCCCUUGACGGCUCUCCCGUCAGAUUAUCUGCCCCGCCGAGCUACAAUCUACCGCUAGCCCCCCGCAGAACAAUGCAUACUCUGACACUAUCCAGGCCCAAGGUUCUCCCGAAGCUUGUGAUUGACCCCUCCAUGGAUUACCGUAGUUCGUCGUCGUCUGGCUGCAGCUACAGCAGCCCCAGCAACAAAUCAUCCUCUAUGGUCAGCUAUGCAAGCAACGAAGACAUUUUGGUCCGCGCAAUUUAUGACUUUGACAGCUCGGAGUCGGAACAGCUUUCGCUCCGGUGUGGGGAGGUGCUGGAAGUGAUAUACAUGGACAACUCCGGAUGGUGCGCUGCACACAGAGAAGACGAUAAAUCUGUGGGCUGGAUUCCAACAUCUUAUGUCGAGCCUUUGUCGCAAACGAGUCUUGAGGACCCUGAUGGAUAUCGUGACAUAUGGUCGGCGACUGUUACGGACACUUGCUGCGUUCUCCAUUCCGGGCUCUUAUCCCAUUAUCACAAUCAGCUUUCCGCCCUGUCACCCGACAGCCUCGAUAGCCCCGGCCGCACCGGAACGCGCAGCAAGGCAAUAUCCCUGGGAGCGCAAGUGACACCAGAGCCCGAGCCUAAUACAACGCAACAAUCCUUUCUCUUCUCUGCCCAUCCUGCGGUGGAUCAUACAUUGUGCAACAUCCCCGCUUCUGUGCAAUCUCCACUAAUGAGCGAGGACCAAUCUCCCGCGCAAGAGAUCAUAUGGAACCCCAAUGAGCUGCUCAAACUGUGCCCUUCGUCUCCUUCUGCGCCGCCACCACCCCCACCUACGCCUGGGGCAGUUCUCAUAGGAGAAGCCUCGACACACCUUGAGGCUGUGGGACCUGGCUCUAUCAGCGCUGAAGAGGCGUGCCCGCUGUCUUCCGACGCCUACUCUGUGUGCCACCCACGAUGCGCGCACCGGCGCCUCGUGCGCAUGGAGGAUGGGCUGUAUUUCAGGCCUCUCUCCGUACUGCUAGAGACACAAAGCAUCUAUAGCGAGCCGGAGGAUGGGACCCAAGACGACGAGCUCGAUUCGCCGGAUGAGCAUCCGUCCUUCGGCUCUUCGUCGCGGAGAGCGGACAAGAUCAAGCAAAUCACAGGGGACGAGAUCGCACAGGCUGUACACGCCGCAAAGAUAGCUCAUGUGUUGCUACCGCGGUAUCUGCGCCCCACUCAUGGACAAGAGCUAAGGUUAGACCACGACGGCUCAGUCAUUGCCGGUACGCUUCGCGCCCUGGUGGAAAACCUUGCUUCGGAACCAUUUCAUCCUUCCAUCGAACGACACUUUCGACAUGCCUUCUUCUCCACGUUGCGCACCAUGGGUACUCCUGACGAGCUGUUUGAUCAGCUGCUUGACCAGUACCACCAGGAGCAGCCAGAUAGCCUCACUGGCGUGGAAGCCGAUGAUUGGCGAAUAAAGCGUCUCUUCCCCGCUCAGCGACGCGUGCUUUCCGUGUUCGAGACAUGGCUCGUGCACCACCGGAUGGUUGAAGAUGACCCGCCCGUCGCUCAACGCCUUCAGACUUGGCUGAACAGUCUAGUCGAAGCUAGUGAAAAUAUCGCACUGGCUAGCGAACUGUUGAAGACCUUGGAGCGCCUAACAUUCGCAGUGCCUUCCAGACCUUCGCCGGCCAGUAAGCACUCGAAGAGGAGAAAGACCCGGGACUCGAAGCAUGAACUUCUGAGGGUGGACCCGUCGUUGCUUGCAGAGAACCUCUGCCUGUACGAGAGCAGGCUCUUUUCGAAGGUCGCGCCACGUGAAUUUUUGGAAUGGAUCAAUACGCGGCUUGGAGACCCUGUCGCUAAUCUCCUCACAUUCUGCAACAUGCACGACAAACUGGGAGCGUGGGUCAAGCACAGCAUAUUGUUGACCAACAACUUAGCCCACAGGGCCGAUGUCGUCGAUCUUUGGGUCAAGGUUGCGGAGAGGUGUCGAGAAAUGCACAACUUCUCUUCAAUGAGUGCCAUCGUCAC
Molecule: messenger RNA, 2236 nt
Organism: Phanerochaete carnosa HHB-10118-sp
Lineage: Eukaryota; Fungi; Basidiomycota; Agaricomycetes; Polyporales; Phanerochaetaceae
Exons: 5
Biological process (GO): Ras protein signal transduction; positive regulation of GTPase activity
Cellular component (GO): plasma membrane
Molecular function (GO): protein binding; guanyl-nucleotide exchange factor activity
Source: RefSeq, a predicted model, not a curated record